CCAGUGGCGCACAUUAUUUCAGCUCAGCCUGAUCAUCAUACGGAAGAAGGAAAUGGAGGUGAUCAAGGGCACUGAGAAGCAGUCGAGCUACUCCUGUCUAGCUUGCUGGAACAAAUGCUUACCCUUCAGCUCUUUGUUGUCGUCGUCGAGAGUGCCGUCGCCGUUUCGUGAUGGUGAGACGUCGGAAAAACACGGUGGCGUUUUGUCAAGUGCAAAGGAAGCUAGAAGAAAGCCUGGAGGAUGGAAGGCUAUGCCAUUUGUCCUAGGGAACGAAACCUUUGAGAGGCUGGCUACGAUAGGGCUGCUGGGAAACUUCAUGAUCUUCUUGCUGAAGGUGUAUCACAUGGACCAGGCAUCAGCUGCGAACCUCCUCAACAUAUGGUCCGGUGUGACUAAUUUUGCACCCUUGCUUGGUGCCUUCGUCUCUGAUGCGUACGUCGGGAGGUUCUGGACCAUCGGUUUUUCUUCCUUCGCUUCUCUUCUGGGAAUGUUAACCCUAACCCUAAUCGCCUGGAAUCCUCAACUACGUCCUCCGCCAUGUACCCCACACCAGCUCCAAAUCCACCAGUGUGCGGGCCCCACAACAUCACAGCUGGGCAUCUUAAUCCUGGCCCUCGGAUUCUUAUCAGUCGGCACCGGCGGAAUCAGGCCGUGCAGCCUUCCAUUCGGCGUGGACCAAUUCGAUCCGACCACCGAUGAGGGCAGAAAGGGAAUCAACAGCUUCUUCAACUGGUACUACACCACGUUCAUGGUGGUUUUGAUCAUCGCUCUCACCGUGGUGGUUUAUAUUCAGAACAAUAUCAGCUGGGUGUGGGGGUUUGGAAUACCGACUUCGCUCAUGUUGGGGUCUAUCGUGCUGUUCUUUUUCGGGACGAGGCUUUACGUGUACGUGAAGCCAGAGGGGAGCGUGUUCUCCGGCAUCGCUCAGGCGCUUGUCGCGGCUUACAAGAAACGCGGGCUUGGGGUUCCGGUGGGAGAGGGAGGGGGAGACGGAGAAGGGGUGUUUUACGAUCCGCCGCUAGCGGGAACAACGGUGACAAAGCUCCCUCUCACGUAUCAAUUCAGGUUCUUGAACAAAGCUGCUGUAAUAACGGACGGUGAAGUAAAACCCGACGGGUCUCGUUCCAACCCAUGGACCCUCUGCAGCAUCCAGCAGAUAGAAGAAGUCAAAUGCCUGAUAAAAAUCGUCCCAGUCUGGGCCUCCGGCAUCAUCUGCUUCACUUCCAUGGCGCAGCAAGGCACAUUCACCCUUUCCCAAGCUCUCAAAACGGACCGCCACCUCGGCCCGAAGUUCCAGAUCCCCCCGGGAUCCCUCGUGAUCAUCUCCAUGAGCACCGUCGGGCUGUGGGUCCCGUUCUACGACCGGGUCCUCGUGCCCGCCCUCCGCAAGAUAACCAAGCUGGACUCCGGGAUCACGCUCCUCCAGAGAAUCGGGAUCGGGAUCGCGUUCUCUGUCCUGUCGAUGGUCGCGGCCGGCCUGGUCGAGAAGAUGAGGAGGGAUUCGGCCGUGUCGCACGGCAGACAAGACGGCGUCGCGCCCAUAUCGGUCCUGUGGCUGGCUCCGCAGCUUAUCUUGAUGGGAUUCUCGGAGGCGUUCAGCAUUAUCGGACAGAUUGAGUUUUACUACAAGGAGUUCCCCGAGAACAUGAGGAGCGUGGCUAAUUCUCUCUUCUUCGUCACCUUGGCGGGGUCUAAUUACCUCAGCAGUUUUCUAUUGGCCCUCGUGCAUGGUGUCACCGGGCGGCACGGGCGGCCGGACUGGCUGACGAACGAUAUUAAUCAGGGGAGGGUGGAUUACUUCUACUACGUAAUUGCGGCGAUGGGGGUCCUGAAUAUGGGUUACUUUCUGAUUGUUUCCCGGCGGUACCAUUAUAAGGGGAGUGUUGAGGUUAAGGAAGAGAAAUCCCUAGAUGAUGUUGAGCUUAAUGCAAUUAAACAGUGAAGUGAGCACCUUUCAAUAAUUUAUGUAAAUCAAAAUAAGUCUAAGAAUACAGGCAUAAAAUGUAUCCCGAAAUUAUCUAAAAAGUAAAUCUGUACCGUUGAUUUAUCUUUUUGGGGUUCAUUUUUUUGUUUACCUCGCAUUGCUCUUUAUUAAUUGGUGGGGAUAUUAUGUAAAAGGACAACAUCCUCGUGCGGUUUUUCAUCCGUAUGAGAGAGAAUUGGGUAGGGUGAACAUGUAUUGUAGUACUAGGGAACAUGUAGUGUAAUACUAGUGAACAGUAUGUAUUGCUUUACAAGAAUAAGAUAUCUUUUGCAUGGAAAA
Molecule: messenger RNA, 2263 nt
Organism: Rhododendron vialii
Lineage: Eukaryota; Viridiplantae; Streptophyta; Magnoliopsida; Ericales; Ericaceae
Product: protein NRT1/ PTR FAMILY 2.13
Exons: 4
Coding region: 53-1942 (629 amino acids)
Biological process (GO): transmembrane transport
Cellular component (GO): plasma membrane
Molecular function (GO): transmembrane transporter activity
Source: RefSeq, a predicted model, not a curated record